Gasterosteus aculeatus aculeatus (three-spined stickleback) is the source of this 2051-nucleotide messenger RNA. It is a transcript of the gene gfap, whose product is annotated as glial fibrillary acidic protein. Gene Ontology annotation, molecular function: structural constituent of cytoskeleton. Lineage: Eukaryota; Metazoa; Chordata; Actinopteri; Perciformes; Gasterosteidae. The record is from RefSeq and is a predicted model, not a curated record. Gene Ontology annotation, biological process: regulation of chaperone-mediated autophagy; intermediate filament organization. Gene Ontology annotation, cellular component: cell projection; intermediate filament; cytoplasm.
UGCCUCUAUAAAAGCCCCGGUUGCACCCCGAGUUAGCUUCAUUUCACAUCAUGGAGAGUCCGAGAGUCCAGUCCUCGUACAGGAAGCGUUUCGGACCUCAGGGUUCGGGCAGCGCUGGAGCUCGAAUUGGCAGCCUUUCUUCCAACCGCCUCUCCUGGCAUGGCACCCCCCGCAACCUCACCUACUCCAGCCCCAUGGCCCGGAUCACCUUGGGCUCAACCAACCCGGCCCUGCACCUGGGGAGCCCCGUCAACCGGCUGGACUUCUCAGCCGACUCCCUGAUGAAGGCCCAGUACAAGGAGACGCGCACCAACGAGAAGGUGGUGAUGAUGGGCCUGAAUGACCGCUUCGCCAGCUACAUAGAGACGGUGCGCCUUUUGGAGCAGCAGAACAAAAUGCUGGUGGCAGAGCUGAACCAGUUUAAGGGGAAGGAGCCCAGCCGCCUGGGGGACAUCUACCAGGAGGAGCUAAGAGAGCUGCGCAGGCAGGUGGACGGUCUCACUGCUGGGAAAGCUCGGCAGGAGAUAGAGAAGGACAACCUGGCUGCAGAUGUGACCAUGCUCAAGCAGAGGCUGCAAGAUGAGAUUGGCCUCCGACAGGAUGCAGAAAACAAUCUGAAUGUCUUCAAACAGGAUAUGGAUGAGGCGAGUCUCAAUCGGGUCCAGUUAGAGAGGAAGAUUGAUUCUCUGCAGGAAGAGAUAGAUUUUUUGAAGAAGACUCAUGAGGAGGAGCUGCGUGAGUUACAGGAGCAUAUCACGGCCCAACAGGUGCACGUUGACCUGGACGUAUCCAAACCAGACCUGACUGCUGCUCUGAGGGACAUCAGGGUCCAAUAUGAAACUAUGGCCUCCACAAACAUGCAGGAAACGGAGGAGUGGUACCGAUCCAAGUUUGCUGACCUGACGGAUGCAGCCAAUCGGAACACAGAAGCCCUGCGCCAAGCCAAACAGGAGGCCAAUGAGUACCGGCGUCAGAUCCAAGUGGUGACCUGCGACCUCGAGGCUCUCAGAGGGACAAACGAGUCUCUGGAACGCCAGCUCCGGGAGAUGGAGGACCGCUUCGCCAGGGAGACUGCCGGUUACCAGGACACAGUGAGCCGUCUGGAGGGGGACAUCCAGACUCUGAAGGAGGAGAUGGCGAGACACCUGCAGGAGUACCAGGACCUUCUCAACGUCAAGCUGGCCCUGGAUAUUGAGAUCGCCACCUACAGGAAGCUGCUGGAGGGAGAGGAGAACAGAAUCACCAUUCCAGUUCAGAGCUUUUCCAACCUACAGUUCAGAGAUACUAACCUGGACACUAAACCUCCAGAGGCGCACGUGAAGAGGAGCAUCCUGGUCCGAACGGUGGAGACCAGAGAUGGAGAGAUCAUUAAGGAAUCAACGACUGAACACAAAGAUCUUCCUUGAAGUUAAUCCAUCUUGAUUUGAGAAUUAUUACAGUUUCUUUUUUUGUCUUCAAACCCCAAAGCUGCCCAUCAGUCAUCACUGUAUUUUAUGUUCCCCUUCUUUCAUCAUCACUUUUACUGCCCUACAACCACAACAUGAACGUUAAUCAUUCCUAGAUUUUCUCAUUAGAUUUAUUAUUAUCAGCUUUUGUACAGCUGUGAGUAGAAUGUAGGUCACCCAUCUUAAAUGAUCUACAGCCUGUAGAUCAAACUAUUGGAAAUCUGUUUGAUUCUAAUUUUGACUGACAGCACAGCUUUUUAGCAUUGUUUCAGAGUAGCUGCUAUAGAAGAGGCCUUGAUGAGUAGCAAUUGUGUUCAGCUAAUAUGGGGCAUGGUGAAGGUAGAUAUGUGGAUAUUUGUAUGUGAAACGUGCCAUGGGAAGUCUGAGCGAGAAGGAGAGAGAGUUGAUGGAGACAACAUCAUUGGAUGUAUGCAGGAAAUGAGAGGUAUGUGUAUGUAAAAACUGCUUGUGGCAGAACAGCAGUUCAAUUUGGACUGUUUCAAUUCAUAUUUUAUCUCUGCCUUGCCUAGUGUUCUUUUGAUUUAAUUUCUUUUUAUAAGCAGCAGUUACCUCUGUACGUGUGUUGCUGCUUGUAUAACCUGCAAA